Zygosaccharomyces rouxii is the source of this 843-nucleotide messenger RNA. RefSeq names its product post-initiation translation factor DPC29 (gene DPC29). Gene Ontology annotation, cellular component: mitochondrion. The transcript has a single exon. Lineage: Eukaryota; Fungi; Ascomycota; Saccharomycetes; Saccharomycetales; Saccharomycetaceae. The record is from RefSeq and is a predicted model, not a curated record. Bases 1 to 843 code for a protein of 280 amino acids.
AUGAUUGGGUCCACGCUACGGAAUUUACCAGCGAUCUCUCCUAAACGUUGCUCCCCCCGUUUCCUUCACACUACCGCCAUCCAACUCUCCGGUCAUAACAAAUGGUCAACAAUCAAGCACGAUAAGGCUAAAAAUGAUUCACAAAAGAAUAAACUGUUCUCACAAUUCGCACAACGGAUAUCCAUUGCUGUUAAACAAGGAGGAUCGACAGAUCCAAAUAUAAACAUGAGACUGGCAACAGCGCUAGAACAGGCUCAAAAGAAUAACGUUACGAAAAAAGUCAUUGAAAAUGCAAUUCGCAAGGGCUCAGGUGUACCUGCACCUGGUGAAAAACCAACUGAGUCAUGUAUCUAUGAGGGAAUUGGACCCGGUGGUAUCUCCUAUGUCGUCGAAGCGCUAACUGACAAUAAAAAUCGUACAAUUUCAUUGGUAAGAAGUGCAUUUAACAAAGCUGGUGGGUCGAUGACCCCGACUUUGUACUGUUUUCAAAGACGCGGAUUUGUUAAUAUUCUAUCACCCAAGGGAAUGGAUGAAGAGCAGGUCAUUAUGACAAUCUUAGAUGUAGAAGGCGUAGAAGACUACAGUGAGAUGGAUGAUGUCGAAUUAGGUGAAGGCGAAUACGGCGGAUCCUUUGUUGUAUUUACCAAACCAUCAGACGCUAACAAAGUGGCUCAAAGACUGAAGGAGAGUAAAUUCUACGUUGAUGACGUUGGUGUUGAAUUCAAUGCGCAAGAUCCAAUUGGUAGUACACUCAAGGAAGAAGAAUUAAGAGCAAAUGACUCCCUAGAAAACGCACUAGAUGAUAUCGAAGAAGUUACAGACGUUUAUACAAAUAGAGGUUAG